AUGUUUUCCAAUAAUCUUGCUUUCAUAUUGUUCUUGAGAACACAUUCCAAAGAAAAUGUAUCAUGUAAUUUACGGCACACCAUAGUAAUUCAGGUGUCAGCAUGCCGCAGUCAGGAGACUCCACCUGGCCCUCCUGGACCAACUGAGGAGCCACCACCAACUGGACCACCUGGCCCACCAACUGGAGGUCCUGAUCCGACAGGUCAACCAACUGGACCACCAGGCACACCAACUGGAGGUCCUGAACCAAAUGGACCACCAGGCACACCAAUUGGAGGUCCUGAACCAACUGGACCAUCUGACACACCAACUGGAGGUCCUCAACCAACUGGAGGGCCCCAACCAACUGGUGGGCCACAGCCUACUGAAGGCCCAUAG
Molecule: messenger RNA, 378 nt
Organism: Schistocerca piceifrons (Central American locust)
Lineage: Eukaryota; Metazoa; Arthropoda; Insecta; Orthoptera; Acrididae
Product: proline-rich protein HaeIII subfamily 1-like
Exons: 1
Coding region: 1-378 (125 amino acids)
Source: RefSeq, a predicted model, not a curated record